AUGUCUUCCGCCAGUGCAAACGAGACACAACCUCUGUUAGAAGGGGAGAGGUCGACGAGUCCACUACCGCCUUCCCGCACUUCGACGCUACUUUUUGAACCGGAAGCCGGCCCGGCGUCAGCCGUAGGAAGCGGAGAGCCUCUCGCGCUGGGCCUCCUUCUCAAGUCGCUCCUGGUUGACUCCAUACCUGUUACGCUCUCGUAUGUUCUGCAGAACUCGAUACAAACCGUGUCCGUCCUGGUCGUCGGACGACUGGGUCCCCAUGAGCUGUCCGUGGCGGCAUUCUCGUUUAUGCUGGCAACGAUAGGUGAGAUUGUUUCCCGAUGGUGCGUUGCGCUAGGAGGAACUACGGCUCUAGACACCCUGGGCUCGCAGGCGUACACCGGAGGAGACCCGAAGUCUCUUUCGGUCCAUUUCCAGAGGUGCCUGAUCCUUCUCUGGUUGCUGUUCAUUCCAGUCGGCUUUCUGUGGGCCAACCUGGAGCCUAUUCUAUUGUUCCUCGGUCAACAGCCGGACUUGAGUCGCGACGUACAGCGGUUCAUGAGCAUGCUAUUGCUCGGCGCACCCGGAUACAUUGGUUUUGAGAGCCUCAAGAAGUAUCUUCAAUGUCAAGGGAUUAUGCGAGCCUCGACCAUCGUGCUCAUCUUGAUCUCUCCCAUAAACCUGAUCCUUAAUGUGUUCUUCGUACACUAUACGCCUCUUGGUCUCCUAGGCUCACCGGCUGCUAUCUCUGUCACUUUGACUUUGUGCUUCCUCUUCCUGGGAAUCUUCGCAUACUUCUCGCCCGCUCAUCGCGCGAACAACACAUGGGUCACUGCAAACAUCACUACCGUAUUGAACGCGAGGAGCUGUAUACAGUUCCUCAGCUUGGCGAUCCCUGGGAUCUUAAUGGUUGGAACGGAAUGGGCUGCUUUCGAGAUAGUUGCGCUUGCUGCAGGGCACCUAGGCCCUUUACCACUUGCUGCGCAGUCAGUCAUCAUGACUGCAGAUCAAGUCUUGAACAACAUACCCUUCGGAAUCGGUGUCGCGGCCUCUACGCGUGUGGGGAGUCUUAUCGGGGGUCGCCACGCACAGGGCGCGAAGCAGGCUAGCCACGCCUCUGCGUUGCUCAGUUCCAUAAUAGGGCUCUUGAUCAUGAUAGUCCUGCUCGCCUGCAGAAACGUUUUUGGCUACGUAUUCAGCGAAGAUGAAGAGGUCAUUCGUAGGGUGAGUAAGGUGAUGCCGUUAGUUGCCUCGUUCCAGAUAUGGGAUUGUCUCGCUGGCUCGUGCGGAGGUGUUCUGCGUGGACUGGGACGACAACACCUCGGUGCGAUGUUCAAUCUCAUCGCAUACUAUGUCCUUGCGCUGCCGAUGGGAAUCGCGCUGGCGUUCCUUCCCCAGAUGCAGCUUGGGCUACAAGGUCUAUGGAUAGGACAAGUCGUGGCCCUUACCAUCAUUGCGCUGGGCGAGUAUGCUUUCAUAUGGCUCGCUAUUGACUGGGAGAGAGAGGUGCAACUCUGCAUUGAACAAAACGAAGCGGAAGCAAAACGCCUGCGCGUCCACGAUUAA
This is a messenger RNA of Rhodofomes roseus, 1548 nucleotides long. RefSeq names its product MATE efflux family protein. The record is from RefSeq and is a predicted model, not a curated record. Gene Ontology annotation, cellular component: membrane. Gene Ontology annotation, molecular function: xenobiotic transmembrane transporter activity; antiporter activity. Lineage: Eukaryota; Fungi; Basidiomycota; Agaricomycetes; Polyporales; Fomitopsidaceae. The transcript is spliced from 11 exons. The coding region runs from base 1 to 1548 and encodes 515 amino acids. Gene Ontology annotation, biological process: xenobiotic detoxification by transmembrane export across the plasma membrane.